Nicotiana tabacum (common tobacco) is the source of this 1329-nucleotide messenger RNA. Lineage: Eukaryota; Viridiplantae; Streptophyta; Magnoliopsida; Solanales; Solanaceae. The record is from RefSeq and is a predicted model, not a curated record.
AUGCCUGGUGCAAUUCCGAACCUUGAGAGUUGGGUUCGGAGCCUAGCUUCGACCUCCUCGUACGUUGAGCACUCAUGGAGCGAUUUAGAAAUGGGCCGAUGGAAGGCCAAAAAUCACGGCCUCAAUAAUAAUUCCGUCAUGAGGCACCCGUCGGGUGAGGAGGAGGUUUUGCCCUCGGUACCGAAGCCGUCAAAGGAAAAGAAAAGAAAAAGGGUCUCGCCCUCCGAUACUCCAAAGCCCAAGAAGAGCAAGGCUCACUGGUCGAAGAAAGACACUACCGUCUUGCCUGCUGAUGUAGCUCAACGAUUAAGGGAGGAAGAAGAGAAGAAUGAAGAUGCUGGCUUCGAGCUAGUAGCCCGAAUGAAGAGGAGUGCUGAGGCCCCAAAGGCCGCUGAGCCGGUGAUGAACGAAGAGGUUCAUCCUUGGACCGAGGAGAUCUCGGAAGAUGGCCCAAGCAAAGUCCCCGAGUCGUCGGGGGCUGAAGAUGCCUCCCGCCGUGAUGAGCAAUCGGCGGAUGUGCCUGAAAGGGCCGAUUUCGAGGCCCUUCAAAAUGAAGAGAAUGCCCCAAGUGACUUGCUUAGGGAAAUAGAUAUUGGCGAUUCGCCGCCCCUCCCUACAUUUUUUGAGGGGCAAAUUCAAGAAGCCCAGGCCAUGGGGACCCCCGAUGUGGGAACGACCCACGAAGGGGAGGACCUUUCCCGUGGUUGCUUCAUGAGAGCUGAAGAUGCUACCGACCUGGGUGAUGCAUCAAGUCUCUUCGAUAAGGCUCAACGAAUCUUGAGCUGGGCCAAUCUUAAAAGGUUGACGGAGGAGGGAAAUGCCCUCAAACUUCUCAGUGGGCAAAAAGAAGAGGAGGUCAAGGAGCUCCGAGCCGAAUUGGCCACAUCUCAUAAAGAGCAGACCGACCUGAUUGACCAAGUUCAGCAGAAGGCCGAAAAGAUCGAGCAGCUUCGUGAGGAGGCCAACAUGAUGAAGGCGGAGACUUUAGGGUGGAAGCAAAACAUGGACCGCCUUGCCUCAAAAAAAGAUACUGCUCGAUCCCAACAGUCAUUGGCCAAACGUCAACUUCAAAGCAUGAAGGAGGAAAGCUCGGCCCGAGCCAAGAAAAUUGGGGAGUUUGAGGCUCGAUUGGCCACCGAACUUGCAAAAACCACAUCUGAGAUUCAUGCUGGUGGCUUUGACCUUGCCGUCGAUAUCGAGAACGCGAAAGUACUCAAGGCUAAAGCCAAAGCGUUGCUCUCUUCUGAUGAUGAUGAUUUUGGGAGCGCUAGUGGAUUCGAGAGUAUAGGGGAUUUUGAUGAUGAAGAUGCAGCUCCCAAAGAAAAUUAG